Molecule: messenger RNA, 3940 nt
Organism: Monomorium pharaonis (pharaoh ant)
Lineage: Eukaryota; Metazoa; Arthropoda; Insecta; Hymenoptera; Formicidae
Product: DPY30 domain-containing protein 1
Exons: 3
Coding region: 27-677 (216 amino acids)
Source: RefSeq, a predicted model, not a curated record
UUUGUCUAGGACCAACACUCGAAGAAAUGGAAGCUGCACGGAAACGCGCUGAAGCAGAAACACGAGCAGCUAAAGUUGCAGAAAAGUUACGAAAAGAACAAGAAUUUUUGGAACGUAAAAAGCAGCGCGAAGAGAAAAUGAGAGAAUGGACAAAUUUGAUGGAGAAAUUGAAAGAAGAGGAGGAAGAGAGACUUUGCAUUUUGGCAGAGCCGUUACGACAUUAUCUGAUGAAGCACGUCUUUCCGACGUUGACGGAAGCUCUCAUAGAAGUGGCAAAAUUACGGCCGGAGGAUCCAAUAGAUUUUCUCGCCGAGUAUUUAUUUAAAAAGAAUCCCGAGGGAAGAAUGUUCGAGCCGGAUUACACGGAAACAAUGAGCAUGCUCUUGGAUGCUAUCGGCCGACAACAAAACGAUGUCCUUCCGAGAGAAGGAUUGGAGGCCGAUGUGGCGCAAUUUCUGAAAAGGCAGGAUGAAUUAUCCACCGUGGACAAAAUGGAAAAAAGCGAAAUGCAAGAUGUCGGCGGAGAAGUGAAUGCUACGUCGAUUCUCGAACGGAGUUCUGAGCACGAAAGAAUUGAUGAUCCUGAUUCUGAGAAGGAGCAAUUGGAUUCCGCUGAACAAAUGACCGAUGAAUUCGGAAGCGAGCUUAAUGAAUUGAUCGAAUUGUUUUUUAAGUAAAUAGUAAGUUCUUAUUAAUCCAGAUAUUCAACACGAUGCAAAUUAACGAUGAAUUUACAACCGCAUCUUAAAUGCUCAUGAUAUUUCAUUAAUUAUUAACAUUUAUUUCAUAUUAAUAUUACAUUUAUCACUUUAAUAUGUCUCAUUUUAAGAUAACGAAUUCUCAGGUAUCUAAAUAAAAGGCACCAAACAGAAAUCCUCUUUGAUAUUCAACAUUAACUGUUCAUGCAUAAUAACUUUGUUAACUUAACUGUGGCGACUUUUUUAUGCAAACAUUAUUUUUUAACCCAAUAAUGUCGAUGCUCAUCCAAACGUGACUUUGUCUUUGGACGCGUACAAUGUAAACUAAAUAUAACAUGACGUACUUAAAUAAUUCCUUGUCUCUUAUUACGUAUUUUUUUAAAUUUAACUAUAUAUUCGAUCGAAGAAUAAUAAUAAAGUUAUUGUAGUUUUUCGUAACUCAUUUUACUACAUUGAGUGAUACUCGUCCUCUAAUUUAUAUCUAAUUUUGGAUUCAAGCGUUUAUACGCUUCUUCUGUUGUGCAACAAGCAGACGUUUCAAGCUGACAGUCCGAAGCGACAAUGGACUUGUCUUUCAAAUGCGAAAUAUUUUAUAUUGAACUUUUACGCAACAAUUACAUCAGAGAAACCAAAAGGCUUUUAAAUCAGACUAACUUUUAUUUUAUAAAAUAAAUGCGGAAAAAAAACUCUUAAUUGUAGAGAAAACUUUUGCUUAAAUAAUAAAUAAAUAUCUAGAAUUUGUGCACGUGCGAUUUCUCGAAAGGAUUUCGAGGAGCAAAGUUUACAGUCCUUGAACAAGUAGAUUGUGUCUACAGUUAGCUUACCCAACUUUAAUCACUUCAAAAGUUAUUACGAAUACGAAACGCUAAGUUAGUUCGCUCCAUAAAAUCUGCCAACGCAAAAAAAUUAUCACCAUCUUUUUAUAAGACAGUUUGAUUAUCACAUUUUAAUGCAAUUUGAGCUGUGGUGUUAAUAUAACGCAAAAAAAUAUUGUCACAAACUUGCAAUAAACGAUCGAUCAUGUAAUAGUUCGCAACUGAGUCAACAGUUCCUGGACUCGGAGUCGUGUCUAAUUUUCAGUUUGUUACCUCUGGGGUCGCGUUGACAAACAAUGGUUUGCCUAACUCUAAUCAUGGUUCAAUUGCGCCUUUCUAAAUCAUAGUAUUAGCUAUUCUACAAAUAGAUUAAAAGACAGAAGAUUAAAUUUAUUGCGUUAUUAAUAAGUAACAAAAAUGAUUCAUAUAUUUUUGUAAUAACAACAAAAUAGUAGCUCGUUGUUAAAAAAAAAAAAAUAAGAUAGUCACAUAAACAACUCAUUUUGUUGAUUUAAAAUAACAUUGAAUUAAUUGGACGCCAUUACAAGUUAAAUUAUGCGUGCUUAUCUCGUACAACUUAAUUACGCAGAUGAUAUCGUUAUAAUGAUGGUGGACAGUGUAGUCAAAUAUUAUGCGAAACUAUUUAGUCCUUUAAUACCUCGCUAUUAAUUUUCCUUAAGGCUUUCCAGGGAAACCUACAAAGCGCAUGCCUAAAUGGGGUUUCUUCUGGAAGAGAUCUUGAGUUUCCUAUUGAGCCGCUUGGGCAUGAGACUAACGAUGGAGAGCUUCCACGGUAAUUCUAUAUUUUUCACCGAAGCACGUUUCGCGUAUUCUCAAACUGUUUUCCCCACAUUGUUUUUCUACGAACGUUGUAUGAAUUAAAUAUUCCCGUGGCGAAGUACGAUUUACCUUCGAAUUAAUUCAGUAUAUCUUUUUUUUUACACAAGGAUGCGCUGACAUACAACGCAAAAUUACCUUGUCUCGUUUCAUUCCAAUUCCAUUGUGAUUUGAUAAACGCGAUGGAGAUACGCUUUAUGUCUGAGGUGAGCGAUUUUAUGAAUAAUUCGGCCACGAAAAUGAGCGAAAAGUCACAAGAUAAAUGUAAAUUAUUUUCACGGGUGUGCCACGCGUAUGAAAGUAAACUCGAAAAUUAAGGAAAUGUAAUGCGGCCAAUUAGCUUGCAAAUGUUCCAUGUAGCUUUAAUUCCAGCGGCCUAAUCAAUUCGUAACUUGCGCCUACCGGCCAGAAAUUGGGUCAGUUCGCUGUUCAACUUGGUUUUAAUCAAUACAAUUUAAUAUCCGUAUUGAAAGUAGAUCUGGAUCAGACAGUUCUCCUACCGGAUUGAUCGACAGGCAGUACUUUAUCUAUUUCACUUCUGCUAAUUUCCGUCGCAGCAUCGUCACAGAAUCGACGGACGUAGGAGCGAAGUUCCCUUGUUCUUUGUAAAACUGUCGCGGCACUUAUCGAUUCUUUACAAGUAUAAAUAGUACGUUAGAGCCUUGCUUUUUCGUACUGAACGCCACACGCGUCGUCGCACUCGAGUCGCGAUUACGUAUUAGCAAUGCAAAACGCCAAUAGCAUUAACUGAAUACGGAGCAUCACGCGUGUAUCGAUUUAAUUUUGAGACAUACCGAAAGCUCGACAUACGCUCGUCACUUGGUAUGUUCAAUCGGUAUGCACUAAUCUAUCGGAAUGCGAUGUAAUGCGAGUGGUUAACCAUUGUGAUGUGUGAUCUCAAAUUUCGACAUAUCUCUCUAUCAAUCUUUAAACGUUUAAGUCAUAUUUCGUCAAUUUUUUUAGUCCAACGUGAAAUUUAAAUAAACAUGCGCUUUUGAUUAUAAUAAUUAACGCCCAAUCGCGAUAGAACAACCGAUCCGCUGGCGGAAUUCGCGAUCGGACGCCGUUGGCAUUCCUUAGAGUCACACAAAUCGUAAACCGUGAAUUCAAACUGGUUCGGCCGUCCGCAAGUACGGUCUAACGUUACAACGGCAAAGAUCGAAUUUCCCCGGCGGUGCUGGAGCACGAGAGCACCGCUGGCGGUAUAUCUGUAUCUCCAAACACCUGUUAGCAGUUCGCUCUCGGGUGGGCGGCUCGCCACAUCGCCUUUAAACCUACGGCGUCGCGAGCAAUACGAAUUCCUGCGUCGAGGCCGGUCUGAAACCAAACCGAACCGAACCGAAUCGAACGAACGAACGAACGAACGAACGAAGGAAGGAAGGAAGGAAGGAGCGAGUGUACGAUGAGAGGCGACCUUGAUCACGGCACCUGAUACGGGGUUGCGCUCGCCUUGAGUUCCGUCGGAUUCCGUUGGAGGCUACGGCCUCGCACAUAAUCCUCUUUCCCUCCCUCUUCUCUCUCUCUCUCUCUCUCUCUCUCUCUCUCUCUCUCUCCCUCACUCGCUUUCUCUUUCUCUCUUUUCUUUUUUGC